GCAAUCGAGUAGCGAAGAUGGCUCAUGUUCCAUCGGGAGAGUGUUAGGCGGCGGAGGCUUCCGUCUAUGUCGCCUACUGACAACCCCAAAUCAUCCUGGCCCUGGCUCCGCAGGCCCAGGGACACUUGCCUUCGUCCGGUUGCAUUCUGGUGAUGUGAAGGAGACUGAGGCAUUAAUGGCUCACUAUGACAGUGCAGAAGACCCUGUACCACCCAUUCUGUGGGGCCUGGACCCAGUACAUGUAGUGUUUGCCAAACUCUAUAUCCGGGACAUCCUUGAACUCAAGAACUCUCGGCAUAUUCCAGGUGUGUUUUUCUAUAAGACUCACCCCAUCAGCAAGGUGGAAAUCCUGGGGACUGUGGUCCAGAGGCAGGAGAAGGAGAAGUGCUGCAUUUUUGGAGUGGAUGACGGGACUGGAGUCAUAAGUUGUUUGUGGUGGAAGAAGCAAACACCUGUGGAAAUCACCAAACCAGCUUCGUCCUCCAGGGGCUUGGAUCUCCUUGACCAGCUGAGCCGCAUCACCAGACUGGAACACGGCAAUUCCCGCUUGGACCUGGGCGACGUUGUCCAGGUCCGGGGACGCAUCAGGGAUUACAGAGAGCGACGGGAAAUCAGUAGCACCAGUAUCACCAAGCUGGUGGAUCCUCUCUUCACCAUACAGAUCUCCCACAUGCUGGAGCUGCCUCACCUUUACCGCAGCUUCUACGACAAAGCGUGUCAAGUUCCAAAGGACAGCACGGAGGCAAACGAAGACGGAGAAUGCAUCCUUUCCCUGCAAAGCAAGAUCAAAGAGUUUCUGGCUCAGAGCCAAGUGAAGAACUUCUACCAACGCGAGCUGGAGGCCAUCGACUGGUUAUCCUGCGUUGCUCAGCGCAGUCAGGAAGUUUCGUGUGGACAAGGCUUGGGUCAAAGCUCGGCUGAGAGCUCAGUGCAGGAGAAAGAGGAGCCUGCGAGCUUGCUAUGUGUAUCAAGGCAGAUUCACACCACUUUUCAAGAGGCCAUCUCCGCACUGCAGGAGGAGGGAGUCAUUUUCCAGAAGGUGGAGGGCCCUAACGAGUUGUAUCUGGUCACUGACCAGGAGAAGGAGCUACAUGAUGUGACACUAGGGAUCAUUCGCGAUGAUUCCACAAGACCAAAAUACAUCGAUAAAGGCUGCCCGAUCCUCCACAUUCUGAGCUGUGUGCAGAACUGCUACAGUGCAGGAGUUGCUGAGGCAACAGUGCAGCGGGUGCUGAACAGUUUGGAGUGUGCCAGCAAGAUUGUCAGUACUAUGGAGGGGCACUACACCACCUCCCGUGCAUGAGACUUCUGUCGCUGUGUGCCGCAUUACUGGACCCUGGGAGCGUGAGGUGUGUGUCGAUACCCCAGCGUGACCGAGGGUGGGUAGAGGUAUGUGAGGGCACGCCUCUCAUUCAGGAGUUACAUCGACAUGGACCACAGAGUGACUUCAUUAAUUAUCAUAGGUUCUCAGAAAGUAGAGUGGAGAUUUGACUAUGAAUUUAUUCAACUUUAUCCAAUAAAUAAUUGCACAAUC
This is a messenger RNA of Hypanus sabinus (Atlantic stingray), 1534 nucleotides long. It is a transcript of the gene stn1, whose product is annotated as STN1 subunit of CST complex. The transcript is spliced from 10 exons. Gene Ontology annotation, molecular function: single-stranded telomeric DNA binding. Gene Ontology annotation, cellular component: CST complex; site of double-strand break; chromosome, telomeric region. Gene Ontology annotation, biological process: DNA replication; double-strand break repair via homologous recombination; nucleotide-excision repair. The record is from RefSeq and is a predicted model, not a curated record. Bases 176 to 1303 code for a protein of 375 amino acids. NCBI's taxonomy places the organism in Eukaryota, Metazoa, Chordata, Chondrichthyes, Myliobatiformes, Dasyatidae.